Lipotes vexillifer (Yangtze River dolphin) is the source of this 1239-nucleotide messenger RNA. RefSeq names its product parvin alpha (gene PARVA). Gene Ontology annotation, molecular function: actin binding. Gene Ontology annotation, biological process: substrate adhesion-dependent cell spreading; establishment or maintenance of cell polarity regulating cell shape; actin cytoskeleton organization. The coding region runs from base 1 to 1239 and encodes 412 amino acids. The record is from RefSeq and is a predicted model, not a curated record. The transcript has 13 exons. NCBI's taxonomy places the organism in Eukaryota, Metazoa, Chordata, Mammalia, Artiodactyla, Lipotidae. Gene Ontology annotation, cellular component: actin cytoskeleton; focal adhesion; cytoplasm.
AUGCUUGGAAUAAUUCCGCUUCCGUUUGCAAAGCCGCAGCCUCAGACCCGCCGCGCACGCCGCGUCCGCCCGGCGCCCGCUCAGAGUCCCGACCGGCCCGCGGCUGCCCGCUUCGUCGCCAUGGCCACCUCCCCGCAGAAGUCGCCGUCUGUCCCCAAGUCCCCCACUCCCAAGUCGCCCCCGUCCCGGAAGAAAGAUGACUCCUUCUUGGGGAAACUCGGAGGAACUCUGGCCCGGAGGAAGAAAGCCAAGGAGGUGUCAGAGCUUCAGGAGGAGGGCAUGAACGCCAUCAACCUGCCCCUCAGCCCCAUCCCCUUCGAGCUGGACCCUGAGGACACAAUGCUGGAGGAGAACGAAGUACGAACAAUGGUGGACCCCAACUCACGCAGCGACCCCAAACUUCAAGAACUGAUAAAGGUAUUAAUUGACUGGAUUAAUGAUGUUUUGGUUGGAGAAAGAAUCAUUGUGAAAGACCUAGCUGAAGAUUUAUAUGAUGGCCAAGUCCUGCAGAAGCUUUUUGAGAAACUUGAGAGUGAGAAGCUGAACGUCGCUGAGGUCACCCAGUCAGAGAUUGCCCAGAAGCAAAAGCUGCAGACUGUCCUGGAGAAGAUCAAUGAAACCCUGAAACUUCCUCCCAGGAGCAUCAAGUGGAAUGUAGACACUGUUCAUGCCAAGAGCCUGGUAGCCAUCUUGCAUCUGCUGGUUGCUCUGUCCCAGUAUUUCCGGGCACCAAUCCGACUCCCAGAUCAUGUUUCCAUCCAAGUGGUUGUGGUUCAGAAACGAGAAGGAAUCCUCCAGUCUCGGCAAAUCCAAGAGGAAAUAACUGGUAACACAGAGGCUCUUUCUGGAAGGCAUGAACGUGAUGCCUUUGACACCUUGUUUGACCACGCACCAGACAAGCUGAACGUGGUGAAAAAGACGCUCAUUACUUUCGUGAACAAGCACCUGAAUAAAUUGAACCUGGAGGUCACGGAACUGGAAACCCAGUUUGCAGAUGGGGUGUACCUGGUGCUGCUCAUGGGGCUCCUGGAGGGCUACUUCGUGCCCCUGCACAGCUUCUUCCUGACCCCGGACAGCUUUGAGCAGAAGGUCUUGAACGUCUCCUUUGCCUUUGAGCUCAUGCAAGACGGAGGAUUGGAAAAGCCAAAACCACGGCCAGAAGACAUCGUCAACUGCGACCUGAAAUCCACACUGCGAGUGUUGUACAACCUCUUCACCAAGUACCGGAACGUGGAGUGA